Drosophila elegans is the source of this 4115-nucleotide messenger RNA. RefSeq names its product protein tramtrack, beta isoform (gene ttk). Bases 702 to 3170 code for a protein of 822 amino acids. Gene Ontology annotation, cellular component: nucleus. Gene Ontology annotation, biological process: regulation of transcription by RNA polymerase II. Gene Ontology annotation, molecular function: protein binding. NCBI's taxonomy places the organism in Eukaryota, Metazoa, Arthropoda, Insecta, Diptera, Drosophilidae. The record is from RefSeq and is a predicted model, not a curated record. The transcript is spliced from 5 exons.
CCAUUUCAUCUGCUCAUCCGUCCACAUCCACUUGCGUUUUUUCAACGCGAGCAAUAAGAAAAUACCGCCGCCCACUACCACUAACAAUUCAUCCAUACUCCACGAUUCACAGCUCAGUUCGUGUCGUUUGAUCAAAGCUUUCGGUAAGGCUUCAGCUCCGCUUCGUGUAUCCACCUUUAAAGCUCUCUUCAGCGCCUCUCGCUCUCUCUUUUUUUGGGAGCGGAGCUCAGGGACAACAAAUAUAGUAAAAUGGCUUCUGCGUCGACGUCGACAUCCCUGCCGUUUCAUUUCUGAUUGGAGGUUCGUGCGCGGCGUUUCCUCAGCUGUUUUCGUGUUGCCUUUUUGCCUGUUUGGUGUGCAUUCCGCUUUCGGCCCCGUGUUCACCUCGUUUGCCAAUUACGUGUAACCAACAACAGAAGAAAAAACAGAUAAAACAACAAGUGAUUUCGAGUGUUGCAAGCCUUCUUCCGCUGACUAAACCGCAAAACGGAUUACCAAGAAUCUUCGUAGAAUUGCACGCUCUGAAAUAUAUGUUUUAACGGCCCUGAACAGCUGUCAGGCCUCAAGGAAAAACCCAGUCCAGGACAAUCAAAGGACCUUAGAUGUACCCAGGGCAUGCAGACAGCCCCACUUGCAUGAGUACAUAAAUCGUGAUCGCACACACACUCGCACUCCCCUAGUGACGUAACCACGGCCUUCCAAUGAAGAUGGCAUCCCAACGCUUCUGCCUACGGUGGAACAACCACCAGAGCAACCUGCUGUCCGUCUUUGACCAGCUGCUCCACGCAGAAACCUUCACAGAUGUGACGCUGGCCGUCGAGGGUCAAUACUUAAAGGCACACAAGAUGGUUCUCUCCGCCUGCAGUCCCUACUUCAAUGCACUCUUCGUAAAUCACCCGGAAAAGCAUCCGAUUGUAAUACUGAAGGAUGUGCCCUACUCGGACAUGAAAUCUUUGUUGGACUUUAUGUACAGAGGCGAGGUCUCAGUGGACCAGGAGCGACUUACCGCAUUCCUGCGCGUGGCCGAGAGCCUGCGCAUCAAGGGCCUCACAGAGGUCAACGACGACAAACCCUCGCCGGCGGCAGCAGCCGGAGCGGGAACGGGUGCGACGGGUUCCGAAAGCACGCCCACUCCACCCCAGCUGCAGCGCAUCCAACCGUACUUGGUGCCACAACGGAACCGCUCGCAGGCUGGCGGACUGCUGGCUAGUGCCGCCAGCGCCGCCGGAAACACGCCCACUCUGCCUGUGCAGCCUUCGCUGUUGAGCUCGGCCCUGAUGCCCAAGCGUAAGAGGGGCAGGCCCCGCAAACUAUCAGGCAGCUCGAACGGCACGGGUAACGACUAUGACGAUUUCGAUCGCGAGAACCUGAUGAACGACUCCUCCGAUCUGGGCAACGGCAAACUGGGCAACGAUUCCUUUUCGGGCAACGACGAUGGAUCCGAUGACAACCAACAGAAUGCAGGCCACACGGAUGAUUUGAAUGAAAGUCGCGAUUCUCUACCCCCAAAACGAUCAAAGAACGCUAAGGAUCAUCGCACUGUAAGCCAGCACGAGGACAACAGCACUUCCGUGACUUCUAUUCAGGCCACUCCGGAGCUCUCGCAAAGACUCUUCGGCUCCUCCUCGACUACAAUUUCUGCAACAGCAGCGGGCGGCAUCAACACCACCAACACAGAACCUAUUUCAUUGCUGGAGAUCAGCGAAAAUCGGGACACAACUCCAGUUCACCUUCCCACUAUUUUGGGUCUAAAAAUUCGCGCCAUUAACACCACAAAUCCCACCCAGCCGUCAUCGCCUCAAACGCCCACAAAAUCAAAACCCAAGAUCAAGCAGGUAGCAGGAAGCAACAAUUGCAACUCGCUGCUUAAGCAACAGCUUCGUGGCGGGGCCAAGGAUCCCGAAGUGCCCCCAAGCACCCGGAUAACGGGGCCAGUGGCUCCCAGCACCACCUUAAAUGAAGAGGAACUGGCCAAGGAGAUGCCGAAGAAAAACCAAGAUGAGGUCAACGCCUGCAUUGGACUUCAAUCCCUAGCCAAUGCCGCCGAACAGCAGGCGGCGCAGGUGGCCAACAGCAGUAGCAACCACCUGCAUCACCAAUUGCUGCUCCACAUGGCGGCCAAUAACUCCAUGCUCAAGUCCGAUUAUUACCAACACCCGCACAAACAGCAGGAAUCUCCUUCGAGUGGUGGGCAAUUUUUGGAUGAUGACAUGGACCUGAUAUGUAUAAAUGAACAGCAGGACAAAAGCGAUGAGCCCGAUCACGAGAUGCUGACCCUGGCUGAUGAAAAUGCAGGUUUACCAGGUUAUCAGAGUAUUGAAACGGAUGCCACACCCUCGCAAGAAGAUGCCCCUGCCACGGAGACACCAACGGCAGGUCCGCCACCGACAUCUAGAAGUGGAAAAAAAGGCGCCAAGCGACCCAUUCAACGAAGAAGAGUUCGUCGCAAGGCCCAGUCCACGCUGGACGACCAGGCGGAGCAUCUGACGGAGAUGUCCGUGCGGGGAUUGGAUCUCUUCCGAUAUGCCAGCGUGGUGGAAGGCGUCUAUCGCUGCACCGAAUGCGCCAAAGAGAACAUGCAGAAGACCUUUAAGAACAAGUACAGUUUUCAACGGCACGCCUUUCUUUAUCACGAGGGCAAGCAUCGCAAGGUCUUCCCGUGUCCCGUGUGCUCCAAAGAGUUCUCGCGGCCGGACAAGAUGAAGAACCACCUGAAGAUGACGCACGAGAAUUUCACGCCACCCAAGGACAUCGGGGCCUUUAGUCCUCUAAAAUACUUGAUCAGUGCAGCAGCUGCUGGAGACAUGCAUGCCACGAUUUAUCAGCAGCAGCAGGAGCAGGCCCAUUACCAGAGGCAGUUGGCAGAGCAGCUGGAGCAGCAGAACACCUCCUUUGACAGCCAGGAGGAGAGUUCACUGCUGCUGCCGGAUGUAAAACUGGAAAGCGAAGAUUUCGAGCAGGGGGAUCAGGAGGCUGAACUUAGUGAUGGCGGUUUUGAGGCCUCGAAUCCAGCGGCAGCUGCGGCCGCCAUGCUCAGUCUGCAGCAGGAUGUCAUCAUCAAGAAUGAGAUACAGAUCUCGCCGUCGCCCUCGCCCAAUCCGCCCACCUCCUGUGCGGUGGCGGAGGGCAAGUCCUUGGCACUGGCAACCACCGCACAAACAGCAACGUAAAGACUUGGCAGGAUAGUAGAGUAACUAGGGGGCUACGAACGCACAACCACGUUAUACCUUAAGCAGCGAGCUCUGAACUAUAGAAGACUUUAUAUAUCUACAUAAGCAAUCGCGUGGCACUCAAAAACACCAGACUCAAAACAAUUUUUUAGUUAAAUUCAGUAAGCUAGAUAAUGUAAACCCAUAAGCAAUAUUAUAACUAGCACCUGCUCCGUCCAGAAAGCCUAAUUUAAGCAAUAAUAGUAUUUAAUUUUAUCUAGAUCAUAAGCUUUUCCCAAUAAGCAACGCGCACACAGUUCAGCGAACUUUAACGACUUUCGGCUUUAAUUAUACACAAUUCGACUGGCGGCCUACUGGAUCGCCAAAGUAUCCGUAGUGCAAACUUUUAGAACUUUUCAUUUCCCCUUGUGAUUUUGUUGAACCUUUUUAUGUAGAACUUUGUUUAUUAUUUUGUUGUAUAUAAUAGCUAUGCAUAUAUUACAUAUAUAUAGAUUUGUUUAAUACUCAAAGUCCGUAGUAUAAUUUUGUUCAUUUCCUUGGCAACAAGCUGGAAUCAUAUGUAUUGGCUAUUUGUGCAAUCAUCAAAACAAGUUGGCGGCCGCUAAUAAACACGAUAGUGCGGUUCUGCGGCCCCACAAAGUGUUGUAAACUUAAUAACUAACUUAAGACCACUUAACUAGGAUCUAGGCGUAGUCUUAAGGCAAUCUAUGCAUGUUUCAACGGACAACAAAAUGCGCAACGGACUUCCAGUGAAGAAAUUAACUGAUAUUUAUAUGAAAUCCCAAUCUGGUAUUAAGUAAUACAAUUUCAACAUUUUACUUAACGCAACAACUACGACUUAAAACUAAUGGGCUCAAUCACUAGAUAUUAUAGUUGCGAAUUUAAGCUUACGUUCAUGAAAAAAAACAAAAGCGAGUUAAUUGAAUAAAGUGAAAUUUACUGAAA